AGUUUUAGUUAGUUUCUGAUUCUGAUUUAUUGUGUUUCUUGACACGAUGGCAAAGGAUCUUAUUAUCUUAGCAUAUUCCGGUGGAUUAGACACUAGUUGUAUUUUGAAAUGGUUGAUUCAAAAGAAUUACGAUGUUGUGUGUUACAUGGCUGAUAUUGGUCAGAAUGAAGACUUCGAGAAAGCCAGCCAAAAGGCAAAGCUUAUCGGAGCUAAAGAUGUGAUCGUUGAAGAUUUGCGGAAAGAAUUUGUUACUAACUACAUGUUACCUGGCAUACAAAUGGGCUUAGUUUAUGAAAGCCGGUAUUAUUUAGGUACCUCUUUAGCGCGUCCAUGCAUUUCCGUUGGAAUAGUUAAUGCUGCUAAAAAAUUAGGUGCCAAGUACAUUUCACAUGGAGCUACAGGCAAAGGGAACGACCAAGUUCGUUUUGAGCUUAGUGUUUAUUCAUUAUGGCCAGAAGGAAAGGUGAUUGCUCCAUGGCGUCUACCGGAGUUCUUUAAUAGAUUUCAAGGACGACCCGACCUCAUUGAAUAUGCCAAACAACAAAACAUACCUGUUGCAGCCACACCUAAAGCUCCUUGGUCUACAGAUGAAAACAUAAUGCACAUCAGUUACGAAUCAGGGGUAUUGGAAGAUCCUGGUGCUAUACCUCCAACUGGAAUUUAUAAAAUGACUCGUGACCUCCAAGAAGCAGAUGAUUAUCCUUGUACCAUCGAUAUUUCGUUUGAAAAAGGUUUGCCAAUAUCUGUUAAAAUUCCAAGCGGACAAGAAAAGGCACUGGUUGUAUCAGAUCCACUAGCGUUAGUCGAGACAUUGAAUAAAAUUGGUGGACAACAUGGCGUUGGUCGCAUUGAUAUAGUAGAAAAUCGUUUCUUGGGCCUCAAGUCAAGAGGACUCUAUGAAACCCCGGCAGGAACUAUACUGCAUGUUGCUCAUUUGGAUUUAGAAGCAUACGCGCUCGACAAGGAAGUUUUUAGACUUAAAAAGUAUCUCCAAGAUAAAAUGGCUGACUUUGUGUAUAAUGGCUUUUGGUUUUCACCUGAAGCGACGUAUACAAGAAAAUGCUUGGAAUUAUCGCAAGACUCUGUCAACGGCACGGUAACGUUACAGAUUUUCAAAGGGAACGUUGCUGUACUCGCCAGAAUAAGCAGUACAAGUUUAUACAAUAAGGACUUAGUUUCUAUGGAUGUUGCUGGAGGAUUUUCUCCAGAAGAUAGCACUGGCUUUAUCAAUAUCAACGCAGUCAGGCUUAAAGAAUAUGCACGAUACUCUGCUGUUACAAAGCUUUAAAACGAAUAUCUAUACUAACUGCGUUUGUUCAAAUAUAAAUAUAUAGAUAG
This is a messenger RNA of Vanessa atalanta (red admiral), 1338 nucleotides long. It is a transcript of the gene Ass, whose product is annotated as argininosuccinate synthase. NCBI's taxonomy places the organism in Eukaryota, Metazoa, Arthropoda, Insecta, Lepidoptera, Nymphalidae. The coding region runs from base 47 to 1288 and encodes 413 amino acids. The record is from RefSeq and is a predicted model, not a curated record. Gene Ontology annotation, molecular function: argininosuccinate synthase activity; ATP binding. Gene Ontology annotation, cellular component: cytoplasm. Gene Ontology annotation, biological process: L-arginine biosynthetic process; urea cycle. The transcript is spliced from 10 exons.